AUGCGUGUGCAACGAGGUGUUGAUGAAGGAGCGGACUCUCUCUCCAUCGAACAGAGUUACAAGCAGAUCACCAGUGAUGCAUUUGCUUUCUUGGGCGCUGUCAACACCAUCGUGGCUACAACGGGGGUCAACGGGAAGGAAGGAAAAGGGGGAAGAGAGCAGACGGACAAGAAGAAGGAUGGCAAGCGGGAGAAGAAUCGAGCCCCCUUCAAGGGGCGCUGCUACAGCUGCAAUAAGGAGGGGCACAUGGCUGCCAAGUGCCCCAACAAGAAGAAAGAUACAACGCCUGCGGCAGCCGCGAACGUAGCUAAAGGAGACGGGAAGGUCGUGGCGCUCACCGUCUCGUGUUCGGCUGCAAAGUUGCUGGCCGACGACAAGGACUUGUGGUUCCUUGACGCAGGAUGCUCCCAACAUAUGACCGGCCGCAAGGAGUGGUUCACGGUGAUCCGUGACCCAUCUGCAACGAAAUCAGUCAAAGGGUUUGAUGGUUCUAUGCAGGAAGUUGCCGGUGUUGGUGAGGUUUUGCUGGAGGGCACUAACGGCUUGCGUGUGACCCUACAUGAUGUCCUCUUUGUGCCGGGAAUGAAGGCCAACUUGGUCUCCCCUGGGCAGCUCUUGGACAAGGGAGCAAAGAUGCAAACCGAGGAAGGUGUCACUCGCAUCAUCGCAUCAGGAGGUCAAGUGGCUGCAGCGGCACGAUACCGCCAUCGCUUUCACUGCCUUGACCUGAAACCGGGACCAGCAAGGAACGGUGCAAAGGCUGCAGCGGCAUGCAACGGCACGCCGGCUACAGCGGCAUGCACCAAUAUGGCGGGUGGAGCGGCGAGCAAUGGCACAGGGGCUGCAGCGGCAUGCAAUGGCAGGGCGGCUGCGGCGGCAUGCAACGGCAGGGCGGCUGUGGCGGCAUGCAAUGGCACGGCGGCUGAGGUGGCAUGCAAUGGUAUGCUUAAGGCAUUUGCUGAGGUGGUGUCAAGCGCACCGGAAGAGAAUGACGAAGCGGCCAGCCUCACAACACAUGCGGUGGGGACCGAGGCGAUGCUCAACCUGCGGCACACUUACCUUGAGAAUGACCAUGCUGGUGCGGUGCAGUGGACAGCCACAAACAGUGGCAUGCUAGGCAUGGACCUAGAAAAAGGAGGGGAGGACACGUCGAGCGCCUCCUCCGAAGAAGCCAAACUCACUCGUCAAACGCUUCCGCUGCCUGACGAGCAAGAGGGGGAGGUUCUUGGGAUGGUCCAUGGCCCUGAGCAGAAUCACCCGCCGUCACGUAUCGUCAUUAUAAUCCCAGUGCCGUCCGUGCAAGGGGGCGAACAACCGUUUGAUCGUUCGGUUGACCCUGCGGGCAGCAACGCAACCAUGGCUAUGCCAGCUGUCUGUCCAUCCUUAGCUGCUGGCUUGGCACCUGUGGGACCAGAGGUUGGUCCCUCUGCGGAUGAACGUCGUGCAGCUGAUGAAGACAAGAAAGGAGAGGCAACGGACCUGAAAUCGGCGGCAACCCAAGGGAAGGACCCCAUACCCACGGUUCCGCCCCUCCAGCCCAAUCCCCCACCCCCAUGUCAUUCUAGCAGGUCCAACAAGGGUAUGCCACCUGUACGGUUUCCCACAUCAACCAUGAUGGCCUCGGAUGCGGAUGAUGGCAACAACAUGUACGACAUGGCAUUCCUUGCUAGAGUUGUUUAUGGCACGGACAUCUACUAUGAUGUGGAGUACUUCGAUGAGGCUGUUGAGGAGGAAGGGGGAUUGGGGAGCGUCAUCAUCAACCUCGGAGUAACCUUGACAGGACCUGAAGGCAAGGUGGUGGACAAAGGUCUCCUUGUGGUGGAAUACAUGUCAUCCACGGAAGGCUAUCUUGGUCUGCAGAUUGUGCGCGACCGCCCCAACAAGACACUCCUCCUGCACGAGAAUGCAUAUGGGGCGAAGGUGCUGCAGCGGUUCUUCAAGGGGGCGCCACCGAAGAAGCAGCCGAUCACCCCUCUUUCCUCUACCAGCUUUGUCAUGGAGGAUGCUGAGCUGUUUGCCGAUCGCACCAUGACCAACCGCCUUGCAACAGGUACACACCUCAGAACGAAUGCGCAUUGGGACCACUUUCUCGCCCUCGACCCCAUUGAACUCACACUUACCUCGCUGGAGAAGUCUCUUCUUGAUGCUGAGACCAGUACCAACGCUGUCGCUUCCUCUCGCGGCACUCCGUGCUCCCCCUUCUUUGAAGGGUGUGCUCCCUCCCCUCUCCUCCCGUCUGUUGCUACUGCUACUCGUUUCGGCCUCCUUGGUGCUGAGGAAUUUGGUGCUGUGUUUGCUCCUAGUGGGAGGCGCAACAACAGCAAGGGCAAAGGGGGUAAGGGUGAUGGGGGCGGCACUAGCGGUGGUGGUGGCGUGGGUGGUGGUGGCGGGGGUGGAGGCGGUGGGGGUGGAGGCGGUGGGGGUGGCUCUGGAGGUGGAGGCAGUAGAGGCGGACAGGGUGGUGGAGGCAGCGGAGGUGGAGGAGGCGGCUGGGGUGGUGGAGGCAGUGGGGGCGGUGGAGGAGGUCGUGGUGGAGCUAGCAAGGGUGGAGGCCAUGGCGGUUCCGCCCGUGGCGCUGGAGGCUAUGGGAGUGGACAACAGAUGCCGCGCCUCCCGGACAACCCCACCACUUAG
Closterium sp. NIES-65 is the source of this 2634-nucleotide messenger RNA. NCBI's taxonomy places the organism in Eukaryota, Viridiplantae, Streptophyta, Zygnematophyceae, Desmidiales, Closteriaceae. The record is from the annotation of a GenBank genome assembly.